GCCGCCCACCCGCCCACGCACCCCACUUUUAAUCGAUUGCUCUCUCUCACUAAGCUCUCUGCCUACUAGUAGUCUUGUAUUAGUGGUUCAGUUUUCUUGACAGGUGCUUAUGCUGCAACAUCUCGCCAUCGUCGUCUUUCAUUCGCUGUGUAAUUCACGGGAGGAAACCAUCAAUUAAGUGCGAAGCCAGAAAGAUGUCGUUCAAGAAGGAUGUGAUCCUUCUCAUCAAGCCCUACUAUUGGGUCAACAUUUUGAUGUCGAUUUCGUACAUCUUGGCCAAACGUGCUCCGAUGAUUUGCAACUAUUUAUGGACUUAUCUGUUCAACCAGGCGGACCAGUGCGAGCUGGAUGGGCGCGAAACGGAGAUUCUGUUCUUCCUGCUGAUUGUCGUGAUGAUCCGGACCCGGAAGACGGGCAGCGUUACGAUGAUCAACUAUCUGACAUCCAGCUUUACGUACACGAAAAUUGCAAAUCUCGGGUUGUGGUUCUACAGUGACAUUCGUCUCGGGUUGAUCUACGGAGUGCUGUUCAUCCUGGUGGCCCUGCUACUGCCGGAACCGACCUAUUCCGGACCGGAGAACGUCGUGUACUUCCGGACGGAAAAUGGCCUCGACGAGGAGCUGGAAAAGGACAAGAACGUCAACUGGUUGGUCACGUUCUACACGGUUUGGAAUCCAGCUUGCGUCAAUUUUGCGCCGAUCUACUCGGAACUGUCCGCCGAGUACAAUCUGCCUAAUCUGAAGUUUGGCAAGGUGGACAUCGGACGGUUCCCGAGCGUCGGCAAGAAGCACCACGUUUCGGACAGUUCGUUCAGCCGGCAGCUGCCCACCGUGAUACUGUUCCGCAACGGGAAGGAGUCGGUCCGCCGGCCUUACGCCGACGCCAAGGGCAAACUGGUCAAGUUCUUCUUCUCGGCGGACAACUUCAAAGCUGCUUUCGAUCUGAACAACCUGUACAAGGAGUGCAAGGAUAACCCGCUGAAGGUCCCAAAGGCGAUCUCGGCCGCCGAAAAGAAGAAGAAGAAUUAAGCCCCGCGAAUCAACCGGGACACGGCGUAGUCAUCGUUAGUGCAGCAUUUACCAGUAUAAGAAACAGCACUUAUCUUAUCAUCCUAUCCCGAUUGGCACACGCUCUAAAGCGAAAUCGAUCAAAAGUUAUUAUCUCAUCUUCACAAGUGCAGUGUCGUUUUUUAAUGUCGCAACAGAGCCGGGUCGUCUUUCUGUUUUAGUUAGCGUGAUAGUGUUAAGAACUUGUGAAACGUGCGCGUCAUUCGUCUUGUCUCUUUGUUUUAAGGUGUUUUUAGUUUGAUUAGGCGCGAUUCGUCCAGUUUUGUGUUGCACGCGUUAUGAGUAUGGUUUAGAAAAGACAGAAGCACGCAAAAGCAGCCUGCGCAGAGAAUACACAUUAGGAAAUCCAAAAAAGUGAAUUACCAAAAGCAACGCGGUAUAGUCAAUAAAUUUAGCAAAGGAUUUGAAUCCG
This is a messenger RNA of Culex quinquefasciatus (southern house mosquito), 1479 nucleotides long. RefSeq names its product thioredoxin-related transmembrane protein 2 homolog. The record is from RefSeq and is a predicted model, not a curated record. NCBI's taxonomy places the organism in Eukaryota, Metazoa, Arthropoda, Insecta, Diptera, Culicidae. Gene Ontology annotation, cellular component: membrane-bounded organelle. The transcript has 2 exons. Gene Ontology annotation, molecular function: disulfide oxidoreductase activity. Bases 195 to 1028 code for a protein of 277 amino acids.